GGAUGGUAGAAAUUUGCCUUCUCCACAUGCUGAAGCGUCGGGCAUCCGGCUUCUUGCGGACGGACAAGAUCGCUGCACUUUUCACCAAGGUUGGCAAGACCUAUGACGUGGCCAGUGAGAUAUGCAAGAAAGUGCAGGAGUUGCUGCAACAGGCUGAAGGCAGAAAAUACCAGCCAGCUGGCCAAGAAUCCCUGAAGAGGCAAGCUUCAACCACAAACAAACCCUCUUCUUUGUCCCCACAAGCCAUCAAGCACAUAUGGGUGCGCACCGCCCUGAUCGAGAGGGUGCUUGAUAAAAUUGUGCAAUACCUUGUGGAUAACAAUAGCAAAUAUUACGAAAGAGAGGCAUUAUUGGCAGAUCCAGUAUUUGGACCCAUCUUGGCCUGUCUUCUAGUUGGACCUUGCGCCCUGGAUUAUACCAAGCUGAAGACGGCUGAUCACUUCUGGACAGAUCCCUCAGCGGACGAGUUGGUCCAGAGGCAUCGGAUUCAUGGAACUCAUAAUCGCCAAGACUCUCCUUCCAAACGGCCAGCCCUAGGAAUCAGGAAGCGUCAAUCAAGUGGAAGCACGUCAGAAGAUCGCUUUGCUGCUUCGGCCAGAGAUUAUGUGGAGUCAUUACAUCAGAACUCACGGACACAUUUAUUGUAUGGGAAGAACAAUGUGCUGGUCCAGCCGAAAGAUGACAUGGAGGCCAUUCCAGGAUAUCUGUCACUUCAUCAGUCUUCUGAUUCUCUAACUCUGAAAUGGACACCAAAUCAGCUCAUGAACGGGAACCUGGGAGAUACAGAACUGGAGAAAAGCAUCUACUGGGACUACGCCUUGAUUGUGCCGUUCAGCCAAAUUGUCUGCAUCCACUGCCAUCAACAACCUGACCAAGGUGGGACUUUGGUGCUGGUGAGCCAGGAUGGUAUCCAGAGGCCCCCACUCCAUUUUCCACCUGGCGGACAUCUCCUGGCCUUCCUUUCUUGCCUUGAGAAUGGCCUCCUGCCCCGUGGACAGCUGGAGCCUCCGUUGUGGUCCCAACAGGGAAAGGGCAAAGUUUUUCCAAAGCUCCGGGACAUUGGGGGCCAGAUGGGUUUGUUCAUCGGUGCCAGCCUGCUGACCAUCCUGGAGAUUUUCGAUUACCUGUAUGAGAGCGCCCGCCAUCCGCUGCGGAGCCACUCGGACAGCAUCGUGGGAUACCCCACGGGUGGGCUACCUCGUCACGCCACUCUAGGCAGCUUCGAGGAGUUCGCCUGCUGA
This is a messenger RNA of Thamnophis sirtalis, 1241 nucleotides long. The record is from RefSeq and is a predicted model, not a curated record. NCBI's taxonomy places the organism in Eukaryota, Metazoa, Chordata, Lepidosauria, Squamata, Natricidae.